Messenger RNA from Cyprinus carpio (common carp), 606 nucleotides. Its product is annotated as protein PBMUCL2-like. The transcript has a single exon. The coding region runs from base 1 to 606 and encodes 201 amino acids. The record is from RefSeq and is a predicted model, not a curated record. NCBI's taxonomy places the organism in Eukaryota, Metazoa, Chordata, Actinopteri, Cypriniformes, Cyprinidae.
AUGGUAAGAGAGCUUCACCCAGCGGCUUCUCUUCAGAGCAGACAGCGGCAGACAAUGGAACAAUUGGUAAGGGAUCUUCACCCAGCGACUUCUCUUCAGAGCAGGCAGCGGCAGACCAUGGCACAGACUGUAACAAGAGACUUUUACACAGCGACUUAUCUCCAGAGUAUGACAGCAGAUAAUGAAACAGACAGUGGUAAGAUAGCUUCACCCAGCGGCUUCUCUUCAGAGCAGACAGCAGAUAAUAGAACAGACACUGGUAAGAGAGCUUCACCCAGCGGCUUCUCUUCAGAGCAGACAGCAGAUAAUAGAACAGACAAUGGUAAGAGAGCUUCACCCAGCGACUUCUCUUCAGAGCAGGCAGCGGCAGACCAUGGCACAGACUGUGACAAGAGACUUUUACACAGCAGCAGUAUUCAGAGUAUGACAGCAGAUAAUGGAACAGACAGUGGUAAGAUUACUUCACCCAGCGGCUUCUCUUCAGAGCAGACAGCGGCAGACAAUGGAACAACUGGUAAGGGAUCUUCACCCAGCGGCUUCUCUUCAGAACAGACAACAACAGAUGAUGGAACAGACUGUAGUAAGAGACUUCCACACAGCAGUUAA